Molecule: messenger RNA, 8651 nt
Organism: Brassica rapa (field mustard)
Lineage: Eukaryota; Viridiplantae; Streptophyta; Magnoliopsida; Brassicales; Brassicaceae
Product: defensin-like protein 2
Biological process (GO): defense response
Cellular component (GO): extracellular region
Molecular function (GO): protein binding; sodium channel inhibitor activity
Source: RefSeq, a predicted model, not a curated record
UUUUCCAAUAAUAUUUUAAAUUGUGUUUUAGCCCAAUUCUUUUGAAUUACAUUUACUGAAGUAAUUGGCUGUCGGGCAAUCAGUGUUCUAUUAAUAUCUUCGUUAACCUACAAACAUGAUUUUGUUAUUAUUUGUGGCAUUAUAUUCUCUAAUAUAUAUCAGAAAUUUAAAUAUAUUUUUUUGACAACCAGAAAUUUAAAUUUAUUAUGGAAUGAUUGGUUGGACAGUAUUAAAUGGAUUUUGCUUUAAUUUAUAUUUACAACUAAACAAAUUACCAAUCAUAUUUUAAUUAAUUUUAAAAGUUAAAGUCAAAAAUAAAAAAAAAGUUAUAGGAACUUUAUUUUCUAAAACAAAAAAAAUAUAGCUGUAAAAUUUAUUUAUGUUUUCAUUUAGUUUCUAAAAGUACAUUAGAUACAUAUACAUCAAAAUAUUUUAUAGACUAAAUUUUACAGUAAAAUUUAUACAGCUACAUCUUAAUCAAAUGUAUUAAGUCAAAAUACUAUUUAAUAUAUGGAAAAAAGGAAUAGCUGUCCAAUUCUUUUGCAGCUAAUAUAGCGGUCAAAGAUGAAUUUGUGAAUGUCACGUUUGUUAAGAAAUAAUUUAUGGUCAAGAUGAAUGAUAUAAAUUAAGCCUGUGACAUGGUUGAAAACAAUAAGUUUAUGUUUUGACAUAUGUUUUUAUCGAUAUAUUUUAAACCGUUUCUACAUUAUAUAAUUAUUAACAAUGAUAAUAAAGAGAAAUAUAUUAAAUGGUAGUAUAUUUUUAUUUAUGACAAACAGAGAUACUCCUAUAUGGAUGCAGAACGGCCUUUGAAAGUGCAAUGAGGGUGAGUGCGAAUGUGUGACAAUGUGGUGGAUGCCAUUCAUACCUUGAGAGCAGCGGUCCAAGUUGGUGGAUAGGAGUAGAAAAAUGAUCCUACUAAGUAUAUGCAACUCAUAAUUACUAACAUAGAGAUGCAUCAUAGUCGAUGUAGGAGAAGAAAAUAACAAACUUCAAAUCGCAUAAGCAAAAGACUCAUCGAAUUAAGUUAAAAGUGGUUCAUCAGAACAGAUGAAUAUUGACCAUGCAGUUGAUUCUCUGCAUCAGAGCUUCGUAAUAAGUAAAAACAAGCUGGCUCGGCUCCUGGUUAGGGGUAGGAAGUAAAGUUUGCACCUGGUGGAGUAGUUCCUGGUUCGGUUCUUGAUUUAUCUCGGGUUUGUUCAAUUUACUGGUUCAAUUCGGCUUUUAAAUUAAUACUGGGCUGGGCCUAGAGUAAUAAUUCUUUCAAGAAAACCUUUCAUAUUACAAACAAAUCAAUUUUAUCACGUUUUUCAGGCAUAUGAAAAACUCAAAAAAGUAGAUAAAACUCAUAUAUAUAUAUAUAUAUCUAACAAUACUAAAAGGGAAAUAUGCUGAAAGGAGAAUCUGUCCACGUCAGAUUUAAAAUUCAUCCACUAAAAAUCGUCCAAACUGCCAUGUCAUAUUAAUUUCUGUAGAAAAUAAAAAUUACUCUCUUUGCUGGGUUCAUUAUACAUGUUAAAGGCCCAAGAUCAUCCUUCGACUUCGUCUUCUACUUUCCUCUUCAUCAAAUCUCCGUUACUGAGCUGAGUCUCAUCUGCUAUCAAUCAAUGGUGUUCUUCAAUACUUCUUAAUGAGUUCGUUUCACCUUCUUCUCUUUCUCUUUCUUUAUAAACCACUUUGUCUUAAAUUGCUUCCAUUCAAUCCCGAAAACCUCAUCUCAAGAAGUUGACACUAUAGCGAUGAAACCAAAAGGCAAGUUCACUUGCUGGUACUUUUGUCUUCAUGGAUGAAGCUAUUUGUUCUUUAGCAAAUACUAAAGGCAUGACCCACUAUCUUGCCUUUGUUUGGAGAUGUGUAAGGGAUUUAUUUUGGGAACACUUUUCUUACAGCCUAGCUUCCUGGUUUCGGUUUAGGUAACGCAAGUCUUUGCUCGAUUUGGUUUAAUGAUGUGGUGGAACACCCUAAGAUUCUCCAGAAGUUAGAGGGAGAACAAGAUGCUAUUGUUGAAAAUUGAGCACCGGACCAGGAUUUGACUCUUAAAAGAGACAUGUAAAAUGGACUAACUAUCACAGGUACCUCAUUGCAAAACAAGUUUAUGGUGUUUUUAAAAAGGUAUGAUUCGUUACAUAUUCUCUCACUGAAUACAAAAUGAGGCUUUUUAUGAAGGUUCUGAUGAGACACUUUGGGUACAUUCUAUCUAAGGCCUUCCGGGAAGCAAAGAGGGAUGGCCAAAUGAACGGCAUACAUCAUACCAAAAGGCUGGAAGGUGAUGACUUGGUUCAUGUAAGUUCACCUGGAUCUUGAGAUUGGCAUGAAUCCAAAUAAAUAUGAACCUUCAAGAUGGGAGGGAUACAGACCUUUACCAGGCACAUUCCUUCAUUUUCAUUUAGGAAGCGGUCUUUGUCCCGAGAAAAAUCUUGCCAAGCUCGAGAUUCCAAUUUUUCUUCAUCUUUGACCAUUGAAGAUGGGUUUAGCUACGCUAGCUUUGAAGCUGUGGGUUAUGACUUCAACACUAUUGAGCUGAGUCAGCUGGUGAGAAGGGUCCCGUUCUUUGAUUCCAAAAGUUCUCUGUAGCCAUGCACUGGAGUGGAGUGAACGCAUACAAGCCGGAGAUUAGUGUAUACUUGGAGUAUUGUGGGUGCGCAGAGAGAGAGAGAGAGAGAGGACAUUUGAGUCUCGAGGAGAAGAGGGUAGGACAGUGAUGUAUCAUAUGUUUGACUCACAGGACAGAUGUUUAUAGCUAUGGAAUGUAAGUUCUUGAGAUGAUUGGUGCAAGGAACAAAGAAAGCGCUCAUCUCUGCCUCUAACACAAGUUCAUCAAGGAACAAACGGUUUGAGAAGCCUCGCAGGCAGUGUGCGUUGCCUAGCUACCUUGAAGUGGAACUGGAGCAGAAAUCAUUAACUGCAGCAGCAAGGACACGAGAGAAUCUAAACUAUUUUUGGAGCUUUCUGUUUUUGCAUUUUCUUGGUGUAAUGAAUAAUGACUUGUGAAGUUGAGGUAUUCCUUUACGAGAAUAUGUGUUGGGUUUUUCGUGCUGUAUAAGUUUUGAUAUAUGGAAGACUUUUAUGUUUGCUAUGAUUUACCGCUUUUUAAAUUACUCUAAUUGUGUUUUUUCUUUAGUUGUAAAGGACUGAAUGAAAAAAGACAUGACCAUCAGGUAUAUUAUUCUUGAAGUUUAGAAUCUGCUCAUAUUAAACAAACGGGAGUUUCUUACUAAGACAUGUUCUUCUUGCUGGUUCACACUAUCUCAAAAUCAUUAGCUUCCUAUCAAUUGUGCAACCUACACUACCAAAUAUCUCACUAAAGAGAAAUGUUGUGAGAACGAAAACGAAAAACUACAAGGCAAACUUUAAAAUUUAUUACUCAUUGCAUAUAUUGCGUAUAUGUAUUUUACCAAUUUUAAAACGAAUAUUUUGAAUUUUUCCCAAAAAGAAUAUGGUAGUCAGGAGUAUUAAUCUCUAAACAUUUAAAACCAUAUAAAAUGUUCAACGCAGAGCAAACAAAAAAAAAUAAUAACAAUAUGAUCAGUGAGGAGUUAAUCCUAAUUUCUGACCAAAUAAUUAUAGUUUUCCUGAUUUUAAGGGUGCCAUCAAUGGUAUAGUAAACUAUUUAUUUACUGUGUUCUUGAGUAUAUGAAAAAUGUUAUAGUUGCUUAUAAGUCUAUAAAAAUUAUUAUUUGCAAGACUGCAGAUAUCAUAAGCAUUAUCUCCAGAUAUAAUGAGAUGAUUGGUAAAAUUUAUAUAAAUAUUUUACGUUAGUAAACCAUAUACGUACAAUCUAUACUACUAAACUAGAAUCAUGAUUUUGACCUAACCUUAGUUCACUAUGUGAUGUUAUCAAAUUUGAACCUAAAUAGUUAACGGAACUUUGUGGCUUGUGGUUUGUACCACUGAAACAAAUAAUCAUAUACAGUGCGAUUAAACUAAAAAGCAGUUAAGAUAUCUUCAUGGUUACAUUUUUUUUUUGAUAACCGUGGAGAUCCCAAAAGUUUUCUAGACCCAAAAAUUAAUCCCGCAAGACCCAUAGAAAUCUCGGUUUUCUUGCAACUUAAAGCGUCUAUGGGUGGACCAAUGCUAUUCGAACCCCUGGCGGAAACACCCAGGCGACUUGGUUAAAAAAACAAAUUGUUACCUCCAGUAUAUCAUAUAUACCAAAGAUUUUCCCAUCUUUUUUUAUAAUGUUAUAUCAAAUAAGUUUGUGUAAAGAUCAAUAUAGGUUAGCACAUCACCAAUCUAUUUGAGUGAGCUUUAUAGUAUUUCCAAUAAUUUAUUCUAUUUUUUCCAAAAUAAAAUAUCUUAUAAUAUAAUAUGGUUAUACUCCAAUGAUAUUCUAACUUAGAAUAAACAAUAGAACAAUAAACAAAAAAAAACUCUAUUUAUAUAUAGAGUAAACUCAUUUUCUAUUCUAUUAUAAAGUCGAAAAAGAAAUGUUCUUACAAACUUUAGAAAAUUAGUAAUUUUCUUCUCGGUAUUACAGCUCCAAUAAUUUAUCGAAUCAUUCUUAUCGGUCACCAAAAUUUAAAUAUUUAAAUAUUCAAAUUAAAUACACAUUUAAUAUAUAUAUCUAUAUAUAUAUAAUAAGGUUAUUUACCUAUUCUUCAAAUAAUAGUUUGAUAUUAACGCAGACGAUGUAUAAUAAAAUAUAUGAUACAUAAAUAAUAGAAAAUUAGAAAAUAUUAAAUAUAUAAUAUUUGAAAUUUUACAAAAUAGUUAGACAUGAUUACUAACAGAUUAAUAGAAACUUUAAUUAUGUUUGCAUCUAAUAUAUAUAUAUAUAUAUAUAAAUAUAAAUUAAUGUUAUUUCAAAAAAAAGUUAUUUCAGAAACAAAUUAAUUAUAUAUCACAAAAAUAAAAAUAAUUUAUUGAUAAAAUUGAUGUUCUAAAUUAUAUUUAACAUUUAAAAUAUACAUAUAUAUAUAUAUAUUACAGAUAAAUAAACCGCGCGUAGCACGGUAAAAUUUCUAGUAUAUAUUAAAAAUACUGAGUGAUGGCAGCUAUAUAACUUUAAUGAUUACUUUUUGCUCCAACCACAAAGAUAAAUAGCACGCCCGGAUUCAUUUUACACAUACAUUAACUCCAAAGUUCAACAGAGAGAGUAAAGAGCACACAUAGGGAGAGAUAAAAUGGCCAUGGCAACAAAAUCAGUUUCUUCCUUCACCCUUAUUUUCAUCCUCGUUUUGGUUAUUUUUGAAGUGCCGGAGAUAGAAUCGCAUGAUGACGAGUGCCUGAUAGAAUACGGCGGCGAUGUGGGUUUCAGCUUCUGUGCGCCUGAGAUAUUUCCGUCGUUUUGUUAUACAAAUUGCCGUACGCCAAAAAGACUCAUCCAAAAAAAUAUCUACACUUGUUUUUUAAAUCUUUCGUUUAGCAUGUAGACAAAUAAAACAACACACUUUCACUUACUAAAAUUAUGAUCGAAUAAUUCAUGGUUCGGUUGUUUGUUAGAACUUUCUGGUUCAGUUCGGUUAGGCAAUGAAAAUAAUUCGUUUGCACCUACAUGUCCAGUCUCUAGACCUCUCCAGCGCGAAACAGUGACCGUUCUUCAGAGACCUGCCACUUGAGUGAAUGUGACCAUUUGUUGACACAGUAGACUCACUGAGCUAAUCAAAUAUUAUUAAUUCAUGAUCAUUCUUAUUAUUUAUCCUCAAUGUACCUUGAAAUAUUACUUUUUUGUGCCACUGCUUUUCGAAAGAGUUAAUACCCUUUAUUAAGGGCAUAAAUGUAACAUGGUUAAUGGACUAACUAAAGCCGAUUACGGUUAUUACUAAUACUAGGCGAUUUUUUCGUAUUCAUGCACGGAUAUAAAUAUUUAUAAAAUAAAUAUAUUAAAAUAAUUGAUUGUAUUUAUUUUUAAUUUUAAAUUAAUUUAUAAUUUAAAUGCAUAAUUAUAUUAAUAAUAUUAUAUUAUUUUAAUUAAACAUAUAAUUUUAGAUAUGUUAUAUCUAGUUGAUUUAGUUGUUUGUAUAGUCGAUUUAAUUAUCAUUUGGGUAUAUUAGGUUUCAUCUAUUUUUCUGAAUUCAAUCAUAAUAAUUUUUCUUUAAAAUAUAUUAAAAUUAUGAUUAAAUUUAUUAUUUACAUUUACGUUUGUUGUUCUUUUAGAUAUAUAAAUAUAUUUGAGGAAGAUCAUGUAUAACUUAAGAUAUAUUGUGCUCAGAAUGAAAUAUAAAAUAAACUAAAGUGUAUGAUUUCAAAUUACGUAAAUUAAUAUAAAUUUUACAAGAGAACUAAAUUAUAACAGUUGGUUAAUAUUUUAUUUUCAUUUGUUAAUAUGUUUUGAGUCAUCCUAUAAUUUACAUUUAUAAAACAAAUUAUUAUUCUAAAAUUAUAUAUUUUUAUUGUAGUUAAAUCUAACACUUUAGAUAUAAUUUGGAUUAGUCGAGACACUCAUGUUGUGAGUAUUUUGAAUUACAUAUAUUCUUUCAAACUCAAACUAAAGUAUAAUUAUUUUUAUUAUAAUUAAGUAAAAUCAAAUUAAUUUUAUUUAUCGUUUAAAUGUGCAUGUACCUAGUAGCUGUGAAAGCCACUACCUAGUAUAUCUUAAAUUACCAAUCAAUUGAUCGAUUGUUAUAUUAAAGAAAAAAAAGUAAGUUGUACAAAAAUAAUCUCAAAGAAAAUAUAGAGAACAUCCGUUGUUGAUUUCAUUUCUCCAUAACGUGUUUAAGGAAUUAUCUCCCUUCCCUACUCCUCUCUCGUUCAAUUCGUGGAGGGUUAUUGGUUCAGCAUGAACACAUUACUUAGUUGACCAAAAAAAAAAAAAAAAGAACACAUUACAUUUUGCUUUAGUCGUACUAAUUGUUUUAAUAGUAUCUAAAACAAAUUUAAAUUUAGCUUCGAUUUAACCCUUUUACACGACAAUGAACGUCUUAAACAACAAAAAUAUCUUCUAACACCAAUGUAAUGUUUUUCUUUUAUGUUUCAAAAUCGUACAAAAUAAACCAAAUCAUCCUUAAAUAUCAUUUUAAUAUUUGUUUUCAAAAACUACAAAUUUCAUAACAGAAUUUUAAUUUUUUUUUUUACAUUACCCAUAUCAAAUAUAUAAUUUCAUGAAAAUGACAAAAAAAAUACCUUUAAAUGGAGAUUCAAAAUUGCCAAAUGUAGGAUGGUAAUGGCGAAGGGGGAAGAAUGUUAAGAUAGUGGAAUCCUUGUUGAAUUGUUGAUGGAUAUACCAAACUUGAAGUUCAAUUCUUUAGUUUAAUAUAGAUAAUAGGUGAGAUGUCAAUUAUAUUACAAAGAAAAGAAUAGAUCAUGAGAAGAAAUAAAUGGUAUAAAUAGUAAGAUUAUUGCUGUCAAAAAAAAAAGUAAGAUUAGUAAGGAGUAGUGAGAUUAAAAUGUUUUCCAUUAAGGCAUUUUAGUUACAUGUCCAUUAUUUUUGCCUUUUUGGGUUAUUAUGGACACCCCAAUCCCAUAAUAAAUUUAUUUGUAUUAAAAUCCACAAAUAAAUCGACUUUUCAAUCCCUAUAAAGAGUUUUUCAUUCUCUGCUUCUUCUCUCAUGCAACUCGUCGUCUCUUUGGGUCUUGAGAGUGUCUUACGUAACCCCUAAGUUACUUGAGCUGUUUCAGAUGUCUCCUCUGAUUCCGCCACUUCCAGACGACGUUACCGUUGACAUCAUAGCUCGUGUACCCAUAAGCCAUUACCCGACUCUCAACCGCGUUUCCAAGAGUUUCAGGAAACUCAUUGCCUCUUCUACGCUCUACAAGAGGCGAUCCCAGCUAGGCAUCACCCAACACCGUAUCUAUGCUGUCCUCCGCAGCCGCAACCCCCAAACUCGUGACUAUUUCAACUUCUACAUUCUCCACAGGAAACUCAACUCCAGAAACCGCUUGGUCCUCGUCGAAUCACUUCCUCUCAUGUCUUACCUUGGAAAAUAUGUCCCGGUUGGUUCGAAGGUGUACGUGUUUAACGAUCUCGAUGCGCUCAGCAUUGACUGCACCUCUCACAAGUCUCACCUCAUCUCUGACAUUCCUCAGCGCAUGUCUUAUAAAGUUGCUAAUGCCGUCGACAGGAAGGUUUACCUGAUUGGUGGUCUUUUUUUUUCGGAUGAAAGUGGGUCGUUGAAGAGUGCAGUCACGGUGUUUGACACAGAAACACAAUCAUGGGAGCCUAAGUUGGUAAAGGAAGACAUGCCUGUAGGUCUUGGUCCCUUUUUGUAUGAUUCUGUGGUGAUGGAGGGUAAGAUUUACAUGAAAGAUUACUGCAAGGGAAACUCUUUUGUUUAUGAACCAGAGGAAAGGAAAUGGGGAUUGAUGGACGAGGUGUUGAACUCUAAGGAAGAGUGGGAGAGGGCAUGCGUGGUUGAUGAUAUCCUCUACAAUCACGAUGUGUCUGAGAAUGUUUUGAGGGCGUAUGAUCCAAAGCAGAGCUGUUGGAGUGUUGUCAACGGUUUGGAGAAGUUUUUGGCUGUGGAGACUGCUCGUUCAAGGUGGUCUAGAACUGUUAACUACGGCGCGGAGAAGCUGGCUCUCUUCUUUCAUAAAAACCAAGACGGCAAAGACGUCAUUUUCUGUGCUGAGAUUGCUUUGGAAAGGCGCCAAGGAGGAGGAAUUUGGGGUGAGAUGGAGUCGUGUGAUGUUGUGAUUGAGGAUAGGCUGUUUUACCGGAUCAAAUUUGUUACUGUUACCGUUUGAUGCAGCAUAAUAAUAUCUCUAUUUAGAUC